Staurois parvus is the source of this 291-nucleotide messenger RNA. Lineage: Eukaryota; Metazoa; Chordata; Amphibia; Anura; Ranidae. The record is from the annotation of a GenBank genome assembly.
UGCCCAUCAGUGCCACAUAUCACUGCCCUUCAGUGUCACCCAUCAGUGCUGCCAAUCAGUGCCACCUAUCAGUGCUUGUCAGUGCCGCCUAACAGUUCCAUAUAUCAGUGCUGCCUUUCAGUGCCCAUCAGUGAUGCCUGUCAAUGCCCAUCAGUGCACCUACCAGUGCCUCCUCAUAAGUGCCCAUCAGUGCCACCUAUCAGUGUCCAUCUGUGCAUCUUAUCAGUGCCCAUCACUACAGCCUCAGCGUACAUCAGUGAAGGAGAAAAAUCACUUUACAAAAUUUUAUAA